Molecule: messenger RNA, 327 nt
Organism: Eruca vesicaria subsp. sativa (arugula)
Lineage: Eukaryota; Viridiplantae; Streptophyta; Magnoliopsida; Brassicales; Brassicaceae
Source: the annotation of a GenBank genome assembly
AUGCAGCAGAGGGCGUUGUCGAACCCUAGGAUUGAAGUGAUUUGGAACUCUUCGGUGGUGGAGGCGUAUGAAGAUGAGAACGGGAAAGGCGUGCUUGGUGGUUUGAAGGGAGUUACAGAGAAAAAUCCUCUUUCCAAGUCUACUUCGUUCUCCGAGAAUUGUGUUAAGCCUGAGACGUCUAAAGCAAGUUCAGAACAAGUUGAUGCACCUGUAUCAGUGUCUACAGAACCAUUUUCAAGAUGUAAUUCCUGCUCAGAUCGUUCAACGUCCGGGACACAUGUGUAUUUUGAUAAGGAGACGAAUGCAGGAGGAGUUCUCUACCAGUAA